AUGAUUGCCAAGAGGAGCUUAUAUUCAACUUCAUCUUUGUUUACAAGGGAGUUAUCGCGAAAGCGUUAUAAUCAAGUUCAAUGCGUUGUUAAUCAUCUACAAUGUUUUGCCAUUCUUCAGGUUCUCGCCGCUUUCGUCUUCACUGUCGCCACCGCCGUGGGACAGCUCGGCCCUCAAGGCCAGUUCAUUCUCAGGCGUCCUGGGACCGUCGUGGCAGCCGGUGCCGGCCCUGGCGCCUCCUCGCCCGAGCCCGUCUACCCGCCGCAGCCGUACAGUUUCGGCUACGACAACGUGGACGAGUACGGCACGCAGUCCUUCCACAAGGAGGAGAGCGACGCCAACAACGUGAAGACCGGAUCCUACGGCUACCGGGACGUGAACGGCACCUACCGGAAGGUGACCUACGUGGCCGACGCCGACGGCUUCCGGGCCACCGUCGACAUGAACGAGCCGGGAACCGUUACCGGCCACACCGCUGACGCCGUCUUCAGCUCCAAGCAGGGCCCCGUCCUGGGUGCAGCCAAGGCGGCCUCAGCUCCCGCCGCUGUCUACGCUGCGUCGGACCGGGCUCCGUUGUCUCGGGGACAGCCAACGCGCGUAUUUUUUACAAAUUGAUGCAGAAGCAAUGUUCGUCAUCUUGUUUGUGGAAAGUAAACGAUGAUUGUCCAAAGAAAGCACCACGCCUGUUCUGGUCAUUUGCACCUGCUUAAAAGAAGGUGUCUGGUGUAAUUACCGGAAGUUGCCCUUCGUUACUGGCUCGUACGCAUCAACUGGAUUGUGCCACGAGACGGCGAGGGGUGAUAAAUGAAUAGAUUCGAAAAAAAAAAAAGAAUCCUUUAAGGAUUGCUAAACAUGUUGCUUCUGUAGGAAAGUACAGGUAAGACGACAGAGCAGCGCCAUCCCUUUAAAGAUACUCUGUUCUACCUCCCCACCUCUCUAUUUGAGCUACAUAGUGCGGUUCACUGCUGCGUAAAGCAGUGUUGCUAUCGUAUCAUGUUUUGGACGAUGUCGCCUGGUCGUGGUCCAGAACACUCCAUUUUUAGCGAAAAAUCAAGGAUAGAUGACGAUGAUAAAUUGCUUAAAUUUUCUUUAUGUUUUAAUUAGAGGUGGGUGAAUCUCAACUUUAUUUGAAUACGGAUCGAAUAGGAAUAGUGACUAUCGAAUAUCGAAUUAGAUAUAGGAUAACCAAACGCAGGCGCAAUCCAUUAGGUAGGACUGACUAGUGCAGAAAUAAAAACAAGAAAUAACACAGCUAGCAAUCAGAGACAAAAUAUCAGUUUUAAUCACGAGGUCAGACAUAGUCGUAAAAAACUGCAGAAAUAGCAUCUCAACAUUUUCAGAGCCUACUUGCAAACACUAUUUGCCAGACUUACUGCCCGUUUAUAAAGAGCUUUCCAAGAACGCUAAAUAAAUGGCCGUAGAAAAGAAGUCACAAGUUUUUUUAAAAAAAGCUGUUCAAUGUUCCGUUGCAAGGAGGAUAUCUUUGUGUGCAGCGGAAAAGAUAUAGCUGCUACUUGAUCGUACAUUGCCAAAAAAAAAACACUAAAUCAAUGGUCAAUCUAAAUCAAUGGUAAAAAAAAAAUCAACGGUGGUCAAUUUGGCCGCGAAAUCAAAAAAAAAAUAUUCACCAUUCAAGCACUCCAUACAGGUGGUUAACUAGUGAAGUUGAAACGUGCGGCCCCGGUGUUUCUGACGGGUUCAUUAAACGGUUCAUUAAACGACGGCUUGGUAGGCCGCCGGAUCCUCGGAACGCAGUUGAUGCUUGCGCUCGGCUGCACGAGCCUGUUCUUUUGCCCGGGCUACAGCAUCGGCAUGGCGUAGACGAGCUCAUUCCCGGUUGUGCUCGCGGCGUGGCUGAUCGAAGGCUGCCUGCUCCUCAGAUGUACGUAGGACGCGUGGCCUAACCAUUUCGGAGCCGGAGAGAAACGGCAGCGCGCGCGCUCGGCUGCAACGGAGAGCGACGACUUCACUACUGGCGUAGCCAAUCGCGCGCCUCUUUUUCUCUUCUUUCUUCCGCGAAUGCGCAUGGGGUUGCGCCGGAUAAGUUCGCCCGUAGCUUGGUUGCGCGCGAGCGCGCGUGCUUUUGCAUCGAUGGUUGAACGUCCGGCCGCCGACCACGAAUGCAAGCGAAAGAUCCAAGCAAAGCUAUGAGCUUUAAGAGGAAGCUUUAGCUCAGACCCGAUGCCCCCUAUUCAAGUACAAGUAAAAAGCAGAAAUUCUCUUCUUAGAUGAUCCCUGGGCCAAUUUUAAUGAUAUUUGUUGAGAUUGAGAGAGCAAAUUAAACGCGCUUUGUUCGCUGCUGCUGCCGCUCUCGCUCACACCGGCGUUUUGACAGUGAGUCUCUGCAUUCAUCGAAUGUGAUGUCUUCAUGUUUGUUUGGGCGCGCUGAGACCAUCCGUGUUAGUUAAUGUAGUAAGCGAAUGUUUUUAAGUUUAUACGACCGAUAAAGCUACUAGCCUUACUUCGUAUUGCUGUAUACUAAUUUGCUAUCGCAGUCGAUGCUUCGCCUUUCGGGCGACACUGCGACUUUUUUCACCUACAAACCUUCUUGAACAGC
Dermacentor andersoni is the source of this 2557-nucleotide messenger RNA. Lineage: Eukaryota; Metazoa; Arthropoda; Arachnida; Ixodida; Ixodidae. The record is from RefSeq and is a predicted model, not a curated record.